Pestalotiopsis fici W106-1 is the source of this 498-nucleotide messenger RNA. Its product is annotated as Peptidyl-prolyl cis-trans isomerase-like 1. The coding region runs from base 1 to 498 and encodes 165 amino acids. The record is from RefSeq and is a predicted model, not a curated record. The transcript has a single exon. Gene Ontology annotation, biological process: protein folding; protein peptidyl-prolyl isomerization. Gene Ontology annotation, cellular component: catalytic step 2 spliceosome. NCBI's taxonomy places the organism in Eukaryota, Fungi, Ascomycota, Sordariomycetes, Amphisphaeriales, Sporocadaceae. Gene Ontology annotation, molecular function: peptidyl-prolyl cis-trans isomerase activity.
AUGGCGACGACCGACGUCCUACUCUCGACCUCGAUGGGCGACAUCACGGUGGAGCUGUACACGACACACGCGCCCAAGACGUGCAAGAACUUUGCCGAGCUGGCGCGGCGCAACUACUACGACGGCUGCGUUGUGCACCGCAUCAUUUCCGACUUUAUGAUCCAGACGGGCGACCCUACAGGGACGGGCCGGGGCGGCGCCAGCAUCUACGGCGACAAGUUCGACGACGAGAUCCACGCCGGCCUCCGGCACACGGGCGCCGGCGUCCUGAGCAUGGCCAACGCUGGGCCCAAUACCAAUGGCUCCCAGUUCUUCAUCACCCUCGCCCCGACCCCCUGGCUGGACGGCAAGCACACCAUUUUUGGUCGCGUCAAGAGCGGCCUCGGCGUCGUCAAGCGCAUGGGCAUGGUUCGCACAGACAAGGAAGAUCGUCCUGUCGAGGAGGUCAAGAUACUGCGGGCGCGGAUUGUCGAGGAGAACAAUGAAGAGUUCUCGUAA